AUGGCCGCCUCUGGCAUCUCUGCCUCGUGGACAGACCUGCUCGCUCACACGCCGGCCUCGCCAGGCAGCAGCUCGCGCGUAGCGCUUGGCGAAGUCGCUGCCCUCUGUCUAGCGCUCGAGGCCCCCAAGUGCUAUGCUGUGUACCGGCCAAGCAAUCCAGGCGGCUGUGUCAACCGCCACAUCUCGACUGGGCCUGCGCUCGCAACCCCACAGCACUUUCUGCAGCUUCUUGCUCGCUUGCGUGAAACACUCGGCACGCCUUCGGAAGCCGCGCGCAUUGCUGAGGUCUUGGUGGACCUGCUCAAUAAGCCUCCUCACCCGCACCAGCCCGGUCCAUGGGACCUUACUGAGAACGAGGUGCGCGCCGUCAAAGCUACUGCUAUCCAGCAUGUAAUGGACAGCAUGCAGGGGGGCAGCGAUGCACUAGCGUGGCUAGCGCGCCUCCUCCGGCUGACAGACACACGCGCAGGAGAGGGAGGGGUAACAGAGUCGGAGGUGCGGCUAUUGUUGGCAGCACUCACGGAGCGCUACGGCUUGCACGGCGGGUCGCCUGCCCCUCGAGUGCACUGCGGUGACGCUGACAGCGAGUGGCUCCUCACAUGUUCUCCGGGGGUACUCGCGGCGAUUGCAGCUGCGAUGCUGCGCAGCACAACAGAGGGGAUGAAGGCGCACGCGCUGGAACUUUUGGAAACUGCCGCCCUCAAGCGCCUUUCGUGGACCUCCCUCUCAUCCGACAAGGCGGUCGCCGGCUACUCUUACUGCAACGACGUGCAAAGCGGAGCAUCAAAGCCAUCUUUUGAUGAGACAGUGGUGGUGCAUUGCGCUGAAGCUGCUGCCGUGCAAGGGGACGCAGAGACCGUGACGCGUCUCAUCUUUCUCCUGUACCGCGCACGUGGUGCGCUGGGGUUCGCCACGUUGGCCGAGCACCGACAGCAGCGGCGCAGCGGCCGCGGUAAUGAAGGCACGCGGGGAAGGACAAGCGGUGAUCUGCUACCUUGUACUUCGGCUUGGCUCAGCGCGCGGUGGUGGUGCAGGGGCGACGGUGCCAUGGCGGAGCAGACGCCUACGUUGUUGGAAGGAGAUGCCACCGACAUGCAUUUUGAGCUGGCCGUGGUGCGGCUGCUGAAGAGCGCCAUGCAUGCUCUCCUGUACAACCCCCAGCGCAUGAGCGACCCCAUCGUCUGCACGGUGGAAGAGGCGCUCUCACUGUGGGACGGGUUGAAGAGCGCCACCAGCUGGCCUGGCAUUGCCGCGAUCGGCGCAGAACUGCUGCGCUACCUCGCCGACCAGCACAUACGGUUGGCCGUGGUGGCAGGCGAAGGUGACAAGGGUGCAGCCUCGGAUGAUGUGCACGUCCGGCAGGCGGCGCUACGAGUAUACGGGCACCUCUGUCGUGCCGCACCGCUGCGUCAGCGCACGACAGCCGAGCAUGUCGAGCUGAACUACUUCACCUUGUUGAUGCUGCGCAUCUUCUCCACCAGGCUCGCUAUAAUCGGGGAUGCUAGUAUGCUAGUCCCAGUGAUAGCGAGCACCACCGCAGCGGAGCAGAUUUUGAGGCUCUUCGCCAAUCUCUCAGGGCCCCCGGCACAAGAAGUCGCGCUGCCCUAUGCGCUCGCAGCCUCCCUCGUCAUCCUCGCGGCGGCUGCAACGCAGAAGGACUAUACCGUCUCGCCACCUCUCCUCGCCCCCCUCACCGCGUACUUUUCUGACACGAAGUCACUGCACUAUUACUGCGUGGCUGCGAGAUCGGCAGAGGUGCCGGCACACAUUGCGGUGAGCGGCGGCCUAGUGCUUCUCCACUUGUUCCUUUGGUCAAGCGUGCCGGAAGAUGAGUGGGCCCGUAGUGACGGGGAGCUGUGGCGGCUGUUUCAGCGGAUACAGAAGGUUAAAGAAACCGGUCAAGGAGCAGACGCCGCCACCGCCGCGCCAGCCACCGCAGCCGCCCACCACGUCGCUGCGUGGCUGAAAGUUGCUGGCGAUCAGCAGCGGUCACUUCUAUGGCUUCUGUUGCUCUCCGCUAAGCAGCGUGACAUGUCGUGGUGCAGGGCGGUAGUGGACGUAUUUUGCAGCCCCGCCUCCUCCACCCUCAUCAGCAGUACCGUUAACUCUGUCUACGAUCAACUGCCGCAGGCAGAGCUAAACAGCGUAGUGGCGCUACUCUACGCGUGCGGCAACAACGACAACCCCACGCACGCCAGUCAGACGCUAGACCGUGUUGUGAGCGCAUCCUUGCGACUCCCCAUCUGUACCCUCACCUUGGAGGCCCUUGAAGCGCAGCUGCAGCGAUUCUCCGGAGGACGCCAAGCCACCUCGGUGCUGGUACUGGGAGCUGCGUCCAUACGGGCACUCGCCGAGCGCUGCGCGGCGACCCCAAAAGAGGAUGCCGAUGACGAAGUGGCUGUGGAGGAUUUUCUGCGUGUGUUACAACCGCUACUUGUAGGGCCAACAGCGGCGCCUCCCUUGUGCUACACGGUGGUGGUGCUCACUCAAGCCUCCCUCGUAGAGCUGCAGCGCAUGCACACAGAUGCGAACGAUGCACCACGACACGCCUCCGCAUUUGUGUGUGCCCUCCACGACGCCCUCGUGAGCAGAGCAACGCCUCGUGCCUAUCAAGUUCGUGCAGCAUCCUCCUGGCCUCUCCUUCCAUCCUUAGCGGCGACUCUUCAAGAGCAGAAGGAGUUGCAGAGUGUGGAUGGACUGCGAGAGGCUACAGCAGCGGCGCGGCACUUGGAGCACACGCUCCCAAAGGAAUCACGACCGGUGGUGUGCCUGUGGGUCGAAAGGGAGGCACUCUUUGACUCGCCCCACACCCUUUCCGCCAAGGCCGAAGUGCUGCGCCACUAUGGCGUGCGUGAAGUCAGCACUCACCGUGCUCAUGUAGAGAAGGCAAAACGAGACAUCUUCUCGCUCGUGCGCAGCGACGCUGCAGGCACGGUGCACCCUACUGCUGCGCAGAUGACCGGGGAAAACGACCUCGCCAAAGCAAAGGCGGCUCGUCGGACGCGCCACAACUCGCUCCUGAGUGCCGUCUCGGAGAGGAGCAGACGCCAGCGCAGGGCGUAA
This is a messenger RNA of Leishmania braziliensis MHOM/BR/75/M2904, 3063 nucleotides long. RefSeq lists its product as hypothetical. Gene Ontology annotation, biological process: amine metabolic process. The transcript has a single exon. Gene Ontology annotation, molecular function: copper ion binding; quinone binding; primary methylamine oxidase activity. Bases 1 to 3063 code for a protein of 1020 amino acids. The record is from RefSeq and is a predicted model, not a curated record. NCBI's taxonomy places the organism in Eukaryota, Euglenozoa, Kinetoplastea, Trypanosomatida, Trypanosomatidae.